Messenger RNA from Clonostachys rhizophaga, 1752 nucleotides. The record is from the annotation of a GenBank genome assembly. NCBI's taxonomy places the organism in Eukaryota, Fungi, Ascomycota, Sordariomycetes, Hypocreales, Bionectriaceae.
AUGGCGGUGGCCGGAUCGGUGAAUAAAGAGAUUGAGGAGGACCGUACAUCUGCACGCGAUGCAGAUAACCAACCGUACCGUCAACAGCAGACAAAACGCGGUCUGUCUCCUCGACAUGUCCAGCUUAUGAUGAUUGCCGGAGCCAUCGGAAUUGGACUCUUUGUUGGUGUUGGCGGUGUGCUCCGCAAGGCCGGGCCACUCCCUCUCAUCAUCGGCUAUAUCAUCUACGGUGUCGGCUUUAUCUAUCCCACAUCGCUUGCUGUCGCCGAGAUGCUCGCCUGGCUUCCCCUCCGUGGCUCCAUCUACGAACUGGCUGCUCGCUAUGUCGAUCCCGCCCUUGGUUUUGCCAUGGGGUGGACCUAUUUCUUUGCGGGCGCGAUGUUGGUAUGUACUGAGUAUUCUGCGGUAGCAACUGUCAUACAGUUCUGGAACACAUCGGUCAACCCAGCCGUAUGGGUUGCCAUAGUUAUGGUGGUUUGCGUGCUGCUCAAUUUGGUUGCUGUGAAAUGGUAUGGCGAAAGCGAGUUUGUCAUGUCUUCGACAAAGAUCCUCCUACUUAUCGGUCUUGUUUUCGCCACAAUUAUUACCAUGGCUGGAGGGAACCCAAACCACGAUGCUUAUGGCUUUCGUCAUUGGUCUGGAGGCAACUUCGUACAUUCCUACUAUGCAGAAGGGGCAACAGGCGUCUUUUUGAGUAUCUGUAUUUCCGUCCGAUACGCUGGCUUCACUGUCGCUGGUCCUGAUAUCCUGGCACUCGCCGCCGCAGAGAUGAGAAACCCUCGGAAAACGAUCCCUUCAGUCGCAAAAGUGAUCCUCUACCGAAUUGUUGGCGUUUAUAUCAUCGGUAUUGUCGCUGUCGGAAUUAUCUGCUCAUCUCGUGAUCCGCGCCUGAUGGGAGCCAUCGACUCAGGUGAGGCGGGAGCUGCUGCAUCACCCUGGGUUUUAGGUCUCAUGAAUGUAGGAAUCUCAGGAUUUCUCCCCGGAUUUAUCAAUGCCCUCAUCAUGCUCUCUGGAUGGUCGUGUGGAAAUGCCUACCUGUACAGUUCCAGCCGCACUCUCUACUCCCUGGCUCAGGAUGGAAAGGCUCCCAAGAUUCUUCUUAAGUGCACUAAGUCUGGUGCACCUUGGGUUUGCGUUAUGGUGGUCAGUGCAAUCUCUUGCCUCUCUUUCUUGGUCGCCUCCAAUGGCACCAUCGAGGUGUUUAACUGGUUCCUGGACCUGACCACCGUCUCCCUCGUUGUCAAUGCUACAGCAAUGUCCUGGGUGUUCCUGGGCUGGCGUCGAGCACUGAAGAAGAAAGGGAUUCCGCUCAUUGGCAAGAACCACUUCAAAGCCCCAGGCCGGUUGUCAAAGCUCCUUGGCCGAAGGCAUCAGCAUCCGGAGGUUAAUGAUGAGACCAUCAUUUUCCCAUACAUCGCUCCUGGGGGUUGGUUCUUUCCCUACACUUGUCUACUGUUGGGUAGCUGUGUUUGUUUUUUCAUCGGAUUUGAUGUAUUCUACCCAUUUUCCUACCGAGGCUUCAUUACAAGCUACUUUGGACUCGCCUGGUUCUUUGGAAUGUUUAUAUUCUGGAAAAUCUUUAAGCGCACCAAGUUUGUCAACGCAGCUGAUGUGGAUAUAUUCGCUGGUGGACUUAAGCAGGAAAUUGAUGAUGAAUGUCGACACUGGGAAGAGGGCGCCGAUGAUACAGAGAAAGCAACACAAUCGGUCAAAAAUUGGGUCCGGAAAUCCCUGUCGAAACCUACACUCUGA